Frankliniella occidentalis (western flower thrips) is the source of this 5155-nucleotide messenger RNA. Its product is annotated as endoribonuclease Dicer. Gene Ontology annotation, cellular component: cytoplasm; RISC complex; nucleus. Gene Ontology annotation, molecular function: ribonuclease III activity; protein binding; RNA binding. Gene Ontology annotation, biological process: apoptotic DNA fragmentation; pre-miRNA processing; siRNA processing. The coding region runs from base 97 to 4926 and encodes 1609 amino acids. The record is from RefSeq and is a predicted model, not a curated record. The transcript has 26 exons. Lineage: Eukaryota; Metazoa; Arthropoda; Insecta; Thysanoptera; Thripidae.
CGUCAUGCUGCACCCCCCCCCCCUUUUUCCAACUUCAUCCAAUCACAACAAAAGCAAACAAAGACGUGUUUAACUGCCGCUGCAAUAAUUUCUAAGAUGAAGGAAAUUAAGUACAGCUUGGAUCAUUAUGUCAAUACCUACACAAUCGAAAUAUCAAAUCAAAUUUUGGAUGGUAGUGGUAUUAUUUAUCAUCCAACAUUCAAAGCACUAAGUUAUUUACUUCUGGAUGUAAUACGGAGAAGAGUUCAUAAGCGGAAAGGACAUAUAUUGGUGUUAACAUCAUCAGAAAUUGCAGCCAAACAUCACACACAGUUUCUGGAGAGACACUUGUUGACUGACAGUGUUGGUUGCCCAAAAAAUACAGAGUUUGCAGAUGUAUGGCCGUCUGUGAUAGUCACAAGCAUAUUUAGCAUUCCAAGUUUGCUGACUAAUGAUCAAAACAAAAAUAUCAACCUUGUCAUAAUACUUGACUGUCAUAAUGCUUUUAAGAAUGGAUGUGUCAGUGAGCUCAUUGUAUUCACAAAGAAGCUUGAAGGUGGAUUGGCUCCACACAUCCUUUGUUUCACAUCAUGCAUUUUUCCUGACACACUUUGCGAAGAAACAGCAAUUGAGUAUCUUCAACGGCUGGAGACAUUUUAUGGAUGCAAGCUGGUAACUGUUUGUGAUGAGAUUGCUUUAAAAAGAGUUUUUGAUGCACCAGAUACAACUUUCAACACUUUUGGGAAACAAGAUGCAUUGAGUAAAUCUUGCAUGGAUGCUCUCUUUGAAAUUAAUGCUGCCAAAGAUUUGUGUGCAAACUUAUAUUUCCAUGUAAAUGAGAAGGCCGUUCAAACAUUCGCCUCUAGCAGUGAAACCUUUGUGUCCAACACACUUUCUGAAAUUCAGUUUCAACUUGAAGAACUUGGUGAGUGUGGGGGCGAUUUGGCAGCAUUAGCUGCAUUUAGGCACUUGGUUCGCCUCUAUACUUUUGCGGAUAGUAGUCCUGGUCCAUCAACAAAAUAUGCUUUAGGACAUCUUGUGUGCACACUUGCAAAGUUCAGGAAAAUUUUGACUGAAGACAUGUUCAGAGUACAAAUAUGUGAGCGGAUUGAAUAUUUCUCAUCUAAGAAAGUUCAGUUAGCCCUUAAUCAUUUACAAGUUUUGCCUCAGAAUCACAAAGCUAUAUUGAUUGUCCAAAACCCCAACACGGCUAGCAUUCUCACAUUGAUGCUUCAGAAAAUUGCUAUGCAGGGGAAAAAACAUGUUCACAUCAAACCAGAACUUGUGGUCAAUUGCUCCUCAAUUCCUUUCUCAGAAUCGUGGGAGGAUAUUUUAUGGUGGGAACGUAAUAUGCAAGUUUACUCCAGAUUUAAUGCUGGAGAAACAAACACAAUAGUCCUUUCAGGAGAAAUGCAAGAGAUGGAUCUACCAUGCUGUGAUUUAAUUUUAGUCCUGGAUAAAAUUGAAAAUUUCUCUCGCUUCUUGUCUGUUAAAAACCAACUGAAAAGUGAAACUGGGAAACUUAUCUUGCUGUGUGAAAAAACAGAACUGAUUGCAUACGAGGAAAAAAUUACAAAAUUGCAAGAAAAUGUGAUCAAGAUGCAAACCUUGAUCUUAUCAGAAAGUUGCAAUGCCAACCAGUUAGUAAAUACUAGUUUAUUCAAGACACCCACAGGAUUGGAAGUAAAAAGUGACAUCGCAACAUUUCUUUUGUACAGAUACUGUGAUAAUUUGCCUCAUGAUAAAUUUUCUUCUCCUUGGCCUGUGUGGGAAUAUGAAAAAGAUGCUUCUAUUCCUCACAUGACCCAUGCUACUUUGUAUCUAUCUUGCUCAUCACCCAUUAAUACUGUUAAGAGUGAACAACAUGAGAAAACAUGGAAAAUGGCUCAAAACAGUAGUUCUUUCCAAGCGAUUUGUGAAUUGUAUAAAGCAAAAGAGCUUGAUGAUGCUCAAUUAAUAUCUUGGCAAAAUAAAGAUGAGAGAAGUGAAGAAACCCUUAAAAUAGGGAAUUCAAGUGACUUAGAUGUACAAGCUUACUUUGAGUCUAAGCUUGGGUUAAGUUAUUUAAGAACACACUGUAAAGAACAAAAAAAUUUAGAAGAUGAAGACAUUUUAUGUGACACAAUUUAUCCACGGUGUUUAAUGGACAACUAUCCAAAAGUUAAUGGGCAGACAUUCAUCUAUAAAAUAAAAAUUUGGCCAGUUUCUGAGCCUCCUCCCUUUGGUGAUAAUCGAAAGACGGUGCUUUAUGAACUUCUGAAUGACAGAAGAACUUUUGCAAUCUUAUCAUCUAAAGAUUUACUUCAGGUGUGUCCAUUCCCCAUCUUUAUAUUUGGUCAUGAACUAUGUGUAGAAUUUGAAACACUAAGCUCAAUUGAAUUGGAUCAAAGUGAGCUUAUGCUGUUGAGGAGGUUUCAUUGUGGGAUGUUUAUGAAGGUUUUACCUAUUGUGCAACCUUUUAUGCAGUUCAAUGUCUACGGCAGCCACAAUAAUUAUUUAGUUGCUCCAAUUACUGCUGAGGGUGUCAUUGAUUGGAAAGUUGUGCAAAACAAUUUUUCUGUACCUGAAUGCCGGGAAUUCUCGCAUGAAGAAAAGGCAGGCCUAAGUUGCACACCUGAGUUAUAUGAAAGGACCAUGGUGAAACCCUGCUACAGAUACUUGAAUUCUGAUCAGAUAUACCUUGUUACAUCUGUCUGUAUGGAUAUGUGCGGUGAUAGCUGUUUUCCAACUGAGGAUUUUGACACUUUUACCGACUACUACAAGGAGAAGUAUUAUAUUAACUUAGAAAGACCAGAGUUGCCUCUCCUAGAGGCAUACCUGAUUAAUACUAAAGUUAAUGGACUUUUGCCCAGAGCUCGUUCACAUAAACUGCGAAGAGAAGAAAAAAUGGAAGAUUUCAGGGAGCACAUGCUCCCAGAACUGUGCACACCACUUUUAUUUCCAGCUGCCUUAUGGUUGAAACUAUCAUGCCUACCUUCAGUUUUGCACCGAUUUAGUAGGUUGCUCCUUAUUGAAGAAUUCAGAAGAACUAUCAUUGAAGAGGCUGGAACUGGAGCACCUGAAAUAAAGUUUACCCCUCUUCAAAUUGACCCUACCACUGUUAAGGAUGUCUCAAAUGUAUCUAAAGUGCCUCCUUCAACGGUCAAACGUGGUUUGGCCAUUGGUAAUGUAAAAUUAGAAAAUCGCAAAAAGAGAUCAGAGUAUAAGAGACCAUGGAGUGGGAAUCAGGAGCCAGUAGAUAUGUACCGCAAUAUGCAGGCCUUAAACUUUGUUGAAAUUCGCUACUUUGAUGAAUAUUUGGUCAAAAGUGUGGCCAAUCCUACUCUGUCUGAAGUAGCUGAGCCACCCAAUGAUGUCAUCGAUUAUGAGUCUGACACAGACUCCUGCUCUUCAAAUAACAUUGAAAGCAGCCCUCCUAUAGCUGCAAAGAAAGUUGUAGUCCCUGAAUCUCUCUUGUAUCUCAAGCCUCACCAUUAUGAAAGUUGUGGACCAGAACAACCGGAGUUGCUGGAGGUCUUUUCAUCAUCUUCAAGUAAUGACGGUGUUAACAUGGAUCGCAUUCAAGUUCUAGGUAAUGCUUUCCUUCGGCUUGUUAUUACUGUGUAUUCCUAUGAAUAUGGCUUGGACAUCAUUGGCAGUGCCACUUUGACUUGUCUUCAUAGACUUCGUUCUGACUUCAUGUGUAAGAUGAAUUUGGAAAAGUUUUCUGUUUUGAAUCAACUUUGCAAUAGAAUAAAGGUGGUUGAUUUUACUCCAGGAGAGUGGACUCCUCCAAGUUUCACUACACCUCCCAUGCUUAAACAAGUCCUGAAAGAACAAGAAAUCAGCCCAGAUGUGCUACAACAGAUAGAACUAAGUGAAGAUGAGCAACUGGAUGGUAUCAUAGAUGCUGAUACUGAAGACAAAAUUCUUGAAACUUUGACAAACUUCAUUAAUAGAAACACUUCCCGGCGUGAUGAGAUGUAUGUGGAUCGUCACAUUGUUCCUCAGUCCACCGCUUCAAAUUGUGUUGAAGCACUAAUUGGGACCUAUUUCAAGAGUUGUGGUUGGCAAGGCGGUUUAAAAAUAAUUAGUUGGCUUAAACUCCUGCCACCAAUAGUUAACAUAUUGGAUCAAAUUGAUAGGCCUUCAGCGACCUUUGAAACAGGCAAACUACCAAUCAGCUUAGAUUCGCUGGAGGAAAAACUGGACUACAUGUUUACAAGGAAGACAUUACUGGUUCAAGCUGUUACACAUGAAUCCUUCAUUAACCCUGUGAUUCAAGGAAACAUGGACACACUUGCUUUUCUAGGCAUCAGUAUACUAGAUUUUCUUAUGACUUGUUACAUUUAUGAGCAUUUCUCAGAGUUGAAUCCCCCUCAGCUUUGGCGACUACGUGAAAUUCUUUGUUCUACAUCCUCCUUAGCAUAUCUUGCUGUUCGCCACAACAUCCACAAGUAUAUUUUGUCAAACUCUGUACCUUUGUUAGAUGUUAUUGAUCGAUUCAUCAAACAUCAGAAAGGCUGCCAACAACCUAUUGAUGAUGAGUUGCAACUGCUUAUUGAAGAGCAUGAGUGUGAGAGUGGUUUUCAAGUGGAAGUACCCAACACACUUGGCAAACUUUUACCUGCACUAGUUGGUGCUGUUUACAUAGACAGUGGUAAAAAUAUUCAUCUUGUGUGGGACACAUUUAAACACAUUUUCCUUCCUGAACUCGGCCUGUGGCGUCAGGAUGUACCUCUCUCAGUUGUGGACCUCUUAAAGGAUUUGUCUCCAGCUGCUCAUCAGGUUAUAUUCACAGAGAAGACUAGGGUUGAUGGCAAAAUUGAAGUCUUAUGUAAGGUAUUGAUGGACAACACACGUGAAAAGGUUUUUGUCGCAAAAGGCACAGAUUUAAACAAGACAAAGACACAUGCUGCCAAACUUGCCCUCCGAAACUUGUUGGAAAGAACAAACUUAAACUAUUAAAUUUUCUGUCACUUUGUUCAGCUGCCAUUUGGAUACAAGAUAUUUCAUUUAAAAUAAGAUAAUGAAAAAAAAUUAAUUGCUUGUAGUAUGACAUCUGUUUAUGGUUGUUUUUGAUUUAAUUUUUUUAUUAGAUAUUAAUCAAAUUUGAUUGGCUGUGACAUUUUUUUUGUUGUUGUUUCGUGGUCUUGUUUUUAGGAGAAUAAAUGAACACGUCAGCUCUUUUCUUAAA